Hymenoscyphus albidus is the source of this 509-nucleotide messenger RNA. The record is from the annotation of a GenBank genome assembly. Lineage: Eukaryota; Fungi; Ascomycota; Leotiomycetes; Helotiales; Helotiaceae.
AUGGGGAUCGCUUCCAUUGGGGAUCCACAGUUGUUUCCAACCGCCUGGAGCGUAGGUAGCGUGCAGGUGCAGGUUGACUUGCGGUUAGCACUUAGCGUCGGGAGAGCAGCCUGGAAGAGAGACCGCGAGCAACUGAAGGGCGCUGGACGCUGGAUGAGGAAAUCCGACCACGAGCCCGCUGUCAAUUCUAUAGUAUGCACAUUCCAAUUUGAAUUCUAUCACUGAGUACAGCAGAUACCAAGACUUGGUACUUCUCCAGCGUAUGCUGAAAUCGUACGCUUAGAGGUAUCAUCACUUCAUCCUGACAUCACUCCCUGUGAUAGCCUUCUCACCCUUCAGGUUAAGACACGCGGCUGGAAGGUCGGUUCUGGGCCUCGGCCACCGCAGAUGAUUUGCUUUUACUUCCUUUCCAGUACAUUUACCUUCGUACCGGCGCAGCGCAGCAAAUUCCAGCAAACGCCCAAUCCAACGCCUCUCCGCGUUCCAGUGCGAGCGCCAGCACCACCUAA